CGCUCUGCGGGUCUGAAAGAGGUUUUUGCACGAUCCGUUCCGUUUCAUGUGCGUGCAACUGACUGACUGACAGGUGCAUGAGUCACGAUCUGUGCAAACGCGUUAGACGAGCAGUGAGGGGGGAGGGCUAAAGGCGGCAACGGAUUGAUCAGUGAUCCCCCCCUUCAACUAUCGGCUUGAGCAUAGUAUACAGAGUAUGGUUAGAGUACGCACUAUGGAGAGCCAGCACUCAGCAGCCUUCCGUCGUGGUCCUGGUGGACGGGCGGACUGGUGGUUCCGGUCCGUUUCCGGCGUCUCGGGUGCCUGAAGCCACGAUGGUUCCACAGGCCUGGUCCUGGGAUGGGGAGGUACGUAGAUUAUGUAGGUACGGCCACGUCCCGUCUCUAAAGCCAGUACUAGUAGUGGUCUCUGGAGUCUGGAGCCAGCCAGCCAGUAGGAAGUAUUUCGAUACUUUGUGGGUGGUGGUCAAUGGUCAUCGGUCAUCGUGGGCGUGGAAGUGGCAUGCGACACGCGAGCGCAGCCAUCGUUUGCCAGUAGAUAACCAGCAUACCUGGAGUUUAUGGUACAUGCCUCAUACCAGGGGGACAUUGGCCCAGGUACCCAGGUACCCACCAGUGGCGACGACGACACCUUCGCGAGUUCUUCAUAGCACGAGUCUGCUGUCGGUUAAACUCGAGUCUCUCCCUCCCUCUUUUUUCUUUCCUUUUUCCGCUUUCCUUUUUUCCCUCCUCUCGGUCUUCGUUCACCAUCGGACGCGCGCAGCAGUGCAGAUGCCUGGGGACUUAUCGACUAGGCAGCGGGCGCAUGUAUGGUGAUAGCACUUAGGCCACCGCACGCCCGCCCGCGGAUGCGCGAAGGUGGGCACGAGCCAGAAGGCAGAUGCCCCCCCUCAAUUGUCGAUCGAGGAUGUUGACGACGGAAAAGCCGCGCAAACGAAGGGCGAGAGCGGCGUGGUCCUGUCGAGUUUAAAGUAUCUAUUUAGCUGUAGAUAGCGAGCCUAGGCACGGGAAUAGAGUACGAGUUGUAUGCAGAGUGGUUGACUACAUCG
Molecule: messenger RNA, 1048 nt
Organism: Tricharina praecox
Lineage: Eukaryota; Fungi; Ascomycota; Pezizomycetes; Pezizales; Pyronemataceae
Exons: 2
Coding region: 315-815 (166 amino acids)
Source: RefSeq, a predicted model, not a curated record